Molecule: messenger RNA, 1580 nt
Organism: Saccostrea cuccullata (small rock oyster)
Lineage: Eukaryota; Metazoa; Mollusca; Bivalvia; Ostreida; Ostreidae
Product: ubiquitin thioesterase OTU1-like
Exons: 2
Coding region: 181-1110 (309 amino acids)
Biological process (GO): protein deubiquitination; endoplasmic reticulum unfolded protein response
Cellular component (GO): nucleus; cytosol
Molecular function (GO): cysteine-type deubiquitinase activity
Source: RefSeq, a predicted model, not a curated record
UUACCUUUAUUCAACAUCGGGACACUUUCUUUCAGUGCCAUGCCAGUGCAUUUACUUGGACACGCGACUUGAUGACGUAGUACACAGAUCCGGUUCAACAAAAACGCUAGUUGUGGCUAUCAGUUUGAAAUAAGUUCUUGAGAUAUUGUGUAUUUCGUACACACAUAGAUAUAUUUAAGGAUGGCAGCUCUACAGCUGAGAUGUAAGACCAAGACAGGACAACACAUCCUUACAGGGCUAAACCCGACCUCACAGAUCAGUGAGCUGAAAGACAAGAUUGUGGAGGUCACCAAAAUCCCCAGGGCUGCCAUCACCAUCCGGCAGGGGUAUCCUCCCAAAGUCAUAGACAUCAGUGAUGAUACUAGUCUACUGUCCUCGUUAUCAUUCAGGUCAGGGGAUACCCUAAUCGUGGAGGAAAAUCGUAAACACCAACAGGAAGUCCAGCAGCAGCAAACACGUGAAAUAGAUAACGUAAUUCAGAAACAGUCAAUGAACUCUAAAGGAAUUCUAAUGAGAAAGGUUGUGCCAGCAGAUAAUUCAUGUUUAUUCACAAGCAUUAAUGCUCUUAUGAACAAGGGUGUUGUAGAUCUUUCAUGCUCGAAGGCCAUGAGAGAGAUCAUUGCUGGUGUGGUAAUGAGUGACCCUGUUAAUUUCUCAGAGGCUUUCCUCGGAAAGACCAACAAUGCUUACUGUCAUUGGAUCAUGAACCCUGGUUCCUGGGGUGGGGCCAUAGAAAUUUCUAUCCUUUCACAGUAUUUCAAUGUAGAGAUUGCUGUUGUAGACACACAGAGUUGUCGAAUAGACAGAUUUGGAGAAGACAAAAUGUACAAGGAGCGUAUAUUUGUGAUCUAUGAUGGUAUUCACUACGACCCUUUAAUUAUGGAGCCACUAGAUCCCAGCCUUCCCGUUCAGACAAUAUUUCCUACAAAUGAUGCCUCAGUUCUUGCUCAGGCUAUGGAGAUAGCAUCAGAAGCCAAAGCUUCUCGACAAUUUACAGAUGUAGGUAACUUCUCCAUAAAGUGUCUGGUGUGUCAGAAACUUCUCACCGGUCAGGGGGAGGCCCAGGCCCACGCCAAGGCCACCGGACAUAUCAACUUUGGAGAGGUUUGAUGUUAUGUAGGGUUACUCAGUAAACUGCCAAAACAUGCAUGUUAAAUUGUGUUUAAAAUUGUACAUGUACAUUGGUACCUAUGGUAUUUGUGGCUUGCUUGUCUUGGAUACUUUUCAUUGGGAUCUGGAGACUGAUCUAUGACUGACCAUCAAAAUAUUUAGACUACAGCUUUACAGAUUUCAUUUCAAGUUUGAAGUAUUUACUCCACUUAUUUACUUAAGGGCAUCCUACGAUCUGUACAAUGUUUAAACCACUUCAGUGAAUAUGGUGAAUUGUUGAUGUACCAUGCUUAAUUACAGGUGCAUACCAAGUCUAAGUCACUCAGUAAUGCUUAACACACAGUGCCAAGGAUUUCCAUACAUUCUAUCAAUGCAAUUGUCUUUAAUUGACUAGUGUACAUGUAUUUGUGCAUUCUGACAUGUUUGAAAAUUAAUAUACAUGUUAUGUCAAAUACAUGUGUGAUACUUGC